This is a messenger RNA of Xyrichtys novacula (pearly razorfish), 4129 nucleotides long. The record is from the annotation of a GenBank genome assembly. NCBI's taxonomy places the organism in Eukaryota, Metazoa, Chordata, Actinopteri, Labriformes, Labridae.
GAAACUUAUUGCGUUUUGUAAAUGUGGUUUUCUAUCUUUGGGUCCGCCAUCUUGGCGCUGCAUCUGGGUACUCUUGAGCAGGUUUGGGGGCGUCAUUUUGAUCAGGCGCUGUGAGGACAGCCGUACUGUGAGGGGGGCCUUCCACCGUCAACAACGGAACCACAUGUGAACUGUACGUAAAGAAAAGCUUUUAAAAUACGUCUUAAGUUUGCAAUUCUGAUGUUUAUUGUUUUAAAUAAAUGUACAUAUAUCUACCAUGGGGAUGUCAACUUACCUAACAUUAAACAGAUACGCUCAAACAGCCAUGAAAUAUCAUGUUUUUGUACGCUCUGAGCCAAACUCUGUACAAAAUCUGAAUAAAAAAUAAUUAACAAGGUCCGCAGCGCAAUAAGAUUGAUCAUCAUGUUUUACUUAAUGCAUUUUUAUAUUAACUAAAAGUCACUAUUGAAUUCGGUUAACAUAGAAUACACCAAUUUUUAGAUAUUUUAAUAAAAUCUUGACAUUGGUUGUAAUCAUUCGUGAUAAUGGACUCAAGUUGACUCUCCGUGAAAUUGCCAUAAAAAUACAAUCGAACAGUUUCAUUUUGGUGCUAUUUUACAGAUUAUCCUUAUUUAUAGAGCUAUAAACUAACCAAUCACACCUAAAUAUUUGAUAAAAGGGUGAUAUUUUGUUGGCAUAGCUCUGUUUUUAUGUCUGUGUGUGUCUGUCAGAGGUCAGGAUGGGUCGGUCCUCCAAAGACAAGCGGGAUAUUUACUACCGUCUGGCCAAAGAGGAGGGCUGGAGGGCCAGGAGCGCCUUCAAACUGCUGCAGCUGGACGAAGAGUUUAACCUGUUCACAGGUGAGGGACCCUCUGCAGUCAAUGGGUCAUUUACCUGUUUCUUCAAGUAUAAGAUGUUCCUGUAUUAGUCCCACAGGGGAAAAUUCCAUAACAGUGGGCUCUCUGGUCCUUUUCAGGCCCUUAAAAGCACCUUUGACAUCUGUUUGUGCUUCCCUGUACUCGUCUGCUGUAUCUUAAUAAAUGUCUGAUUUGCCUAAAUUUAAUCUACAAGUGUGACUUUCCCUCUCAGGUGUAAACAGAGCGGUGGAUCUGUGCGCCGCUCCUGGCAGCUGGAGCCAGGUCCUCAGUCGGAAACUCAGGUUUGACUUUUUUAUGUUUUCGUUUCACAGAGAUACACCUGAACAAAAAUGACCCUUAUAUCUUUAAGUUGACUGUUUUCUUGAGUCAACUUUUUUUAAGUUUACUUAUGAAUAUUUUUAUUUUUUUCUCAGAGGGCGGGAGGAAAAGGGAGAAAAGGGUGAUGCAGGUGAGGAAGUGAAGAUUGUGGCAGUGGACCUGCAGGCCAUGGCCCCUCUGCCCGGAGUCACUCAGAUCCAAGGAGACAUCACUAAGGCGAGGACACAAUCAACACAUGAAUGAAUUAGUCAGAUCGGUGUCUCGUAUGUCUCAUAGGAGCAGGAGUAAGAGUGUGUUUGGAGGAGAUGAGCGGGGACAACUGAAAUUCUGUUCAAGUGUUAGUGUUGGUAAACUCACAGUAUCUGAAAAUGAAGACACACUGCGUGUCUGAGUUUUUAAAGCGCAUCGGAAACAGAAGCGGGUCUGUGCUGUGUCAGGUGACCCGCAUCCUCUUCCUCCUCUCAGGUGUCAACAGCUCAGGAGAUCAUCCGACACUUUGAGGGUCAGCCGGCUGACCUGGUGGUGUGUGACGGAGCUCCAGACGGUAAAGCACUCAUGUUCUUUAUCCAGAUAUUUACCCUCUGUAUGUCGCUGCUAAUAUUUUUGGGUUUGAGGCAUCAGGAGUAAUUUCCUUGUUUUUCCCGUAGUUACUGGUCUCCAUGACGUGGACGAGUACAUCCAGGCUCAGCUCUUAUUGGCUGUGAGUAUAGAGGUGUGUGCUGUGCUCACCUGUAGGUGUCAUGCUGACAGCUGUUUGUCUCUCUCAGGCUCUGAACAUCACGACUCACGUCCUGAAACCCGGAGGGACGUUUGUGGCUAAAGUAAGACCUUUCAAAAGCUUUUUAACUGUCAAUGAACUUCAGUCUGUUUGAGGUUUUUACGUAUUAGUCAGUCUGGAUAAUCAGCACAGGGUGAAGUUCAGUGGUGCAUUAUGGGCCACAGACUACAGAUCAGGUCCUGUUAUAAUCUAACCUCCUCCUGCCCCGUGUGCCUCAGAUCUUCAGAGGUAAAGACGUGACUCUGCUGUACUCUCAGCUGAAGAUCUUCUUCACCGGUGUGACCUGCGCUAAGCCUCGCAGCAGCAGGAACUCCAGCAUAGGUGAGAUUUACAUUUAAAGCUUCAGUGAGGAACUCUGGCAAAAACUCUCUCCCUCUGCGUUUGUUGAAAAGAUAAAACAGUAAAAAAAACUCAGAGUAGCUUUAAAUGAGUGUUUUUUUAAUUUAUUUUUAUUUGUUAUUCUCUCCAUUUCAUCGCUAUUUUUUGCUCAUAAACAGAAAAAUUCUUGUUUUACUUUAGUUUUCUUCUUUUGGAUGGGUGGGUUAGAUAGAUUUCAUUUAUAUAGAUCUCCAUUAGCUUUGGUUUAGGCCAUCGCUCUUCUUCCUGGAGUCUGUGUUUACAAUUAACUCUCCAUCGCAGUACAAAGACACACAAAAAAAACAUCACGCCACAAACACGAAGACAACGUUGAAAACCACAGCAACUCACAACAAAACUAGAACAAUACAAACAACAUACACAUAUUACUGGACCUGAGUUUCACAGUGUAGCUAUAGUUCAGAAAUAAUCAGAUGUUCAAAUAUCAACAUACAUUCUAUGUUAUUUAAUUAAUUUACAGAAACUGUACCCUAUACAUACGCAGACUUAAGAUAAAACUGAUUGGUUGUACAAAGCAGGUUCAUCUAAAUAAGAAGCUCUUUGACUAAUAAAUGUUCUUUAACUAGAUCUUUAAAUCUGUAUUUGUUGUUUUCUUGGAUAAUAUGUCCUGGGAGAGCAUUCCACAUCACCAUGGCCCUAUAUACAUUACCGUACUGUGGAUUGAUAGAUUGAUAGAGGGGGUAAACGGAUGGAUGGAUGGGAAUGUGGGUAGGAUUAGAUGGAUGAAUAGAUAAAUGGAUGGAUGGAUAGGUGGAUGAGCUGAUUGGGUGUUGAAUGCUCUCCGGUAUCUUACUUACACUGCUAAGAUUAGAGAAUUUAUGCUGCGAUCCUCGUUGGAAAAGUCAUUUAGAUUUUACUGAAAACAUGACCCUGUAAAAAAAUCAUGUGAGAAUAUUAAAACUAACUUUUAUUGUGCAGAAGCCUUCGUGGUGUGUCAGAAUUACUCUCCUCCUGAGGGCUACGUCCCCAACAUGUCCAACCCUCUGCUCGAUCAUUCCUACGGUGAGUAAGAGGCUUUCACAGAAAAGUGCAGAGUCAGCAGAAUUUUCAAAGGUCCUGAAACAAAAUUUGAUUUUCAGUGAGAAUGAUGUCCUCAGUCUGGGGUUUUGUUUCUGUGCUUCAGAUGUGGACUUUAACCAGUUAGAGGGGCCAAACCGGGUCAUCGUUCCCUUCCUGGCGUGUGGUGACCUGAGCGCCUUCGACUCCGACAGGACCUACCCUCUACAGGUGAGCCGACCUGAAGGUGUAUCCUGCUGCUUUUUACCGAGACAAACAGAAACGAGGUUCUCCUGACUGAGUCCAUUAAAUAUCUGAUCAGUUUGAGGUUAAACUGCUCUAUUUAUUUAAGGAGCUUUAACUCUUUCAUGGUUACAUAAGUUCACGGCUGAAUUUUUCUGUCUUCUUCCUUCAGCUGGAGGAAGGGAAACAGUAUCAGUACACCCCACCCACCCAGCCGCCCAUACGUCCCCCCUACCAGCAGGCCUGCCACCUUCGUAAGAGCAACCUACUGUCCAGAGAGGACGCUCCUCCCGGCUGUCCCAACCAAGAAGAGACAGAGCAACCUGCCGAGUCCACCUGAUCCGUACGAGUGCAAAAACGUGUACAAAAACUCAAAGGAGACAUUGGACCGUUUUACCUAUCUGUUAAGUACUCCAGCCUGUCAGUAGGGGGAGCUCCAAAUAUUUUUGGUGUUACUUUUGAGGAGUGCUUUCUUUUUAAUGAGUCCUUGACUAACAGGGAAGGAUUGUUCACAUUUUCUAUUCAAUAAAAAGUUGAAGAAAAAAGGGACCACUACAAA